UCGUCAUCGUCAUCACCGUCUACAGCUCCAGCGACAGCACCGACAACAACCAGGCCCAUCCACAUCUCUUCAGACCGCAAGACCAUCACGCUACACGACGCCAACGGAGAAACAACGACGCAACUAUUCUCGCCGACCCCGAAAAUCAGCAGUGAAAAACUCGAGCGGGCUUUAGCCCCAUUACUACUCCCACCACUUCCAUCUUCUGGACUCGAAUAUGCCCACUCUCAAUCUCCAUCUGGCUGGCAACUUGAUCCACAACACGGCGAUGCGAUCCACCGGCAUUUCGCGUUUGAGUCCAAGGCCAAGCGAGAGGAAGCCAUCGAGAGGAUCAUGCGCGUUGCCGACGAAAUGAAGCAUCAUCCGCACAUAGCUCGUGGUGAAUGGAAUGCCGCAAGUCCGCCGCAACAGGACUCCCGGCCCUGGUCUUGCUUUCCUCUCACAGUAACAUGCACGACGCACCAACCGCGCGGUCUGAGCGGGAAGGACGCCAGGCUGGCGGCUGCGGUUGAUGGGCUGGCACUGGUGGACGACGACAUCCUGUGGGCUCUGGAAGAGUGGGAUGUGCAAGGGGGAACGGAUACCGGCCGAGAAAUGAUUCGCCGGAUUCGAGAAGAGCAGGCUAGGCUUGUUGGGAUCAAUCGACGCGCUAUUGCUGAUGCUCUGUCGAGCUGUGGCUGCGCUGAUGCGAAAGCCGAG
Molecule: messenger RNA, 699 nt
Organism: Exophiala aquamarina CBS 119918
Lineage: Eukaryota; Fungi; Ascomycota; Eurotiomycetes; Chaetothyriales; Herpotrichiellaceae
Exons: 2
Biological process (GO): tetrahydrobiopterin biosynthetic process
Molecular function (GO): 4-alpha-hydroxytetrahydrobiopterin dehydratase activity
Source: RefSeq, a predicted model, not a curated record